Hipposideros armiger (great roundleaf bat) is the source of this 6665-nucleotide messenger RNA. RefSeq names its product abl interactor 2 (gene ABI2). Gene Ontology annotation, cellular component: SCAR complex; lamellipodium; actin-based cell projection. Gene Ontology annotation, biological process: neuron migration. The record is from RefSeq and is a predicted model, not a curated record. The transcript has 12 exons. Lineage: Eukaryota; Metazoa; Chordata; Mammalia; Chiroptera; Hipposideridae. The coding region runs from base 272 to 1900 and encodes 542 amino acids. Gene Ontology annotation, molecular function: signaling adaptor activity; SH3 domain binding.
UUUUCAGGCGCCCGGGGGCGGAGAAAGGGGAGCGCGCGUGCGCGCGCCCGGCCGGCUGUCGCCGCGGUGACCGUCCUCGGAGUCCGUCGGCUCGCGCCCCGCCCCCGUCCCUGCUGCCCCCUCCCCUGUCGCGCGCGGGGGGUGUUUCUCGCUCCUCCCGAGUUGCCGCGGUCGCCUCUGCUCCUCCUCUCCCAGUCUUGGGUUUCCCUGGCGCUGCUGCCGCCGCUACCUCUGCGAUCUGUAUGAGGAGGAGGAGGAGGAGGAUGUGAAGAUGGCGGAGCUGCAGAUGCUGCUGGAGGAGGAAAUCCCGGGGGGCCGCCGGGCCCUCUUCGACAGUUACACAAAUCUGGAACGGGUGGCGGAUUACUGCGAGAACAACUACAUCCAGUCAGCGGAUAAGCAGCGAGCCCUAGAAGAAACCAAAGCCUACACCACCCAGUCCUUAGCAAGUGUUGCCUAUCUGAUAAAUACAUUGGCCAACAAUGUCCUGCAGAUGCUGGAUAUCCAGGCAUCCCAGCUACGGAGGAUGGAAUCGUCAAUCAAUCAUAUUUCACAAACUGUUGAUAUUCAUAAAGAGAAAGUUGCAAGAAGAGAAAUUGGUAUUUUAACUACCAACAAAAACACUUCAAGGACACAUAAGAUUAUUGCUCCGGCCAACCUUGAACGACCAGUUCGUUAUAUUAGAAAACCUAUUGACUAUACAAUUCUAGAUGAUAUUGGACAUGGAGUAAAGUGGUUGCUUAGAUUUAAGGUGAGUACCCAGAAUAUGAAGAUGGGUGGGCUGCCGCGUACAACACCUCCAACUCAGAAACCCCCCAGUCCCCCUAUGUCAGGGAAAGGGACACUUGGGCGGCACUCCCCCUAUCGCACACUGGAGCCAGUGCGUCCUCCAGUGGUACCAAAUGAUUACGUACCUAGCCCAACCCGUAAUAUGGCUCCCUCGCAGCAGAGCCCUGUGAGGACAGCUUCUGUGAAUCAAAGAAAUCGAACUUACAGCAGCAGUGGGAGUAGUGGAGGAAGCCACCCAAGUAGUCGGAGCAGCAGUCGGGAGAACAGCGGAAGUGGGAGUGUGGGAGUUCCCAUUGCUGUUCCCACUCCCUCCCCUCCCAGUGUCUUUCCAGCCCCUGCUGGCUCUGCUGGUACUCCUCCCCUUCCUGCUACUUCCGCCUCUGCCCCCGCCCCUCUUGUUCCUGCUUCUGUCCCUUCCUCCACUGCCCCAGACGCCGCUGCUGGGGGUGCCCAGACCCUUGCUGAUGGCUUCACUUCUCCAACUCCCCCUGUUGUUUCUUCCACCCCCUCUACAGGUCAUCCUGUUCAGUUCUACAGCAUGAAUAGACCUGCCACUCGCCAUACUCCCCCAACAAUAGGGGGCUCGUUGCCCUAUAGACGCCCCCCUUCCAUAACUUCACAAACAAGCCUUCAGAAUCAGAUGAACGGAGGACCUUUUUAUAGCCAGAAUCCAGUAUCUCUUGCUCCUCCUCCUCCCUCCAUCCUACAGGUAACUCCUCAGUUACCUUUAAUGGGAUUUGUGGCCAGAGUUCAAGAAAAUAUUUCAGAUACACCACCACCACCACCACCUGUGGAGGAACCAGUCUUUGAUGAAUCUCCGCCUCCGCCUCCUCCCCCAGAAGAUUAUGAAGAGGAGGAAGCAGCUGUGGUUGAGUAUAGUGAUCCUUAUGCUGAGGAGGACCCUCCGUGGGCUCCGAGGUCUUAUUUGGAAAAGGUUGUGGCAAUUUAUGAUUAUACAAAAGACAAGGAAGAUGAGCUGUCCUUUCAGGAAGGAGCCAUUAUUUAUGUCAUCAAGAAGAAUGACGAUGGUUGGUAUGAGGGAGUUAUGAAUGGAGUGACUGGGCUCUUUCCCGGGAAUUACGUGGAGUCGAUCAUGCAUUACUCUGAGUAAAGCUCGGCAUGGCUGUUUCCCUCGCAGGAAUAGUCAGGUCUUCCCAGAUUAUCAAAAGGCCCUGGGAUUCCCCUCCAGUGAAAUGAAUGAAGGAUACAAAUGAUAAAAACUACUUACUGUUUUUUUUCUUUUUUUCGGUUUAUCCCCCAGUAUUAAAACAAACAAAAAAAGCAAGCUGAGUGUGAACAAUUGGAUCUUUCCGUCAUCAUUUGUACUAUGCUGAGCUAUCUGGAUUGAAAUAAAGUGACCAUUUCUGAACAUGUCACAGGUAUAACAGCGUAACUAUGUAAAACAAAUCAGGUUAAGACUGAUUCAGAACAAAAUCUGGGAUCUUUCUCAGGAAUACUGUACACCCGUGGGAUUUCUCCUCCUGCAGAGUCUGUGGCAUUGGAUGUUCUUCAGGGCCUGUGCUAGGGGUUAGCCCUGUGGCGACCGCAUACCCGGCUGCACAGCCUGCUUUCUUCCACUUGUGUUAGGAGGGGGGGACCCAUGUUUAAAUACCAUACUUAACCAUUUUUAUAGUUUCAGAUGGCUCAUUUCCUCUUUAACACUGUAAAUCCUUCAUUCUCUCAGCACCAGAGUUCAUGCUGAAUUGACUUGCACCCCUUCAUGUUUCUGUUUGUAGAUGAUGAGGGUGAUGAAAUGAGUCUCCAAACAUCCUGAGGGUGUUUGACAAUUGCCCGUGUGAUUGUAAUGUGCUGCUGCUGUGUGAGGCUGCGUUGCCACUAGUGGCCAGUGCGCCACAGGUGUGAGGUGCUGUAGCCCGUCUCACAUGCUGACGUGGGCGCAUGGAGCUAGACGUGAGGGUUCCCUAAGUUUUUGGAGAUUGAACUGUGGAAACGCUCUGCUCAGUAGGCAUCCUAAAUCCGUGCCUUAGGCGCUAUUUGGAGGAGGAGGAUCUUGGAAGUCAGACCAACUAUUUCUUUGCUUCUUUCACAAUUUAGAAAAACUUUUUUUUUUUUUUAAAAUAGCAGUUAUUUUCAAAUUUCUUGAUAGUCGCUGGGAAUAAAACGCUUGCUACUACUGUGCUCUCAGAAUGUUACUAAUGGCCAGUGUUAGCUGCUGCUGAGUUGUGUAUUCGCUUACCUCUACAAAAUGUAGUCUCCUGAUUUUGUGGUUGGCUUUUGAAGUUACUGCCUUGCUAAGAAUUUGAACCUUAUAUCUCAGAUUGAGAAUAGUGGGAGGGCCAAUUACAUAGAUAAAAACUGAUACAACGUUGAGAAAAACAAAGUAUUGAUUUAUCUGCCUAAUUAUACCUUCAAAUUCAGUGGUUUGUAAGGCUUUUAAUCAUCACUUCUGUAAUCAGUAUUAAUAAUUUUAUUAAUCCAGGAGGGCUUGCUGCUUAGCGUGUGGAUAUUGCGGUGAUAGAAUAGCUCACGGUCAGGCCCAAAGCUGUCGUGGGUUCUUCCCAGUCCCAGUGACUUGGCCAGAAGAGAGCUUUGCCAGGUAACUUCCCUGUGUUGGGCCAAAAGGGAGAAGCAAUAGCUGCCUAUACAAUUGACCCUUGGACUGCACAGGUUUGAACUGCAUAGGUCUACUUAUACGUGGAUUGUUUUUCAAUACAUGUACAGUUGGCCCUCCAUAUCCCCACGGUUUGCAUUUAUAGAUUCAACCAAAUACUAUUUUGAUCCAUAGUUGGGAAUCCACAGACGUGGAAGACCAACUGUUUACAUUGUUUUAUACCAUUUCAUAUAAGGGACGUGAGUGCCUGAGGAUUUUGGUAUCCAUGGGGGGUCCCUCACAGAUACUGAGGGCUUACUAUAAAGUUUUGGGGAAUCAACAGUUAUAGGUGGAUUUUCAAUUGCAUGGGAGUCAGUGCCCCUAAUCCCUAUUGUUCAAGGGUCAACUGUAUUUCACAUGUAGGCCUUGAACAUGAGAUAGUGCAGAUAGAGGAAUUUGAUUGAAAAAGGAACAUGCGUGUUAGUGUGUGAGGGAAUUCAGAUGGUGUAGGCAGAAGUUAACAUUCCAUAUGUGAACCUGUUACCUGAGCACAAAACUUCAUCACCAUUUAACUGAAACCCAGAUAUAGAGUUCCCUUAUCUUUAUUUUUGUUUUAACGUUGCAGGGUUUCCGCCCACAUAUUGCAAAUCAGCUAUUUUGCUUUUAGCUCUCGCCAACACUUUGAAUUUAGCUUCCAUUCACUUGCCUCCAGUCUACAUUCCACUUCAUGCUUCUGUUAGGUCAGCUCGACAUCGUUGAUUCUGGUUUCCUUCAAAGUAAAGAGCCUGGCUGACCUCUGAGCCUUCAGCUUCAUUAUGACCCAACCUAGACUAUACUUGUGUAAGUUCAACUCUUCUUAGUGUUGGUUUGUAACUAGGAAAUCUUUGGAGAUUAGAUGUUCCAGUUACUUAUUUCAAUAGCUUUUUGUUGAGAAAGCCUAGUGGAUUUAAUAAGGCAUAGGGUAUUUUGAAGUCCAACAAACAGUUUCCACAGCUCACACCUACAGAAGCAGAGAACUGUGCAACAAGAGGUGGUGGUCGGCUUGCUUGGUGGACCCCUGCUAGAAGGGGGGUGCAGAAGACACUGGUGAAGGCCUGCAGCAGGGGUCCAUGGGUCCACUGAUGUUUUCUGUAUCAUUUAGAACUAAUGUGAAUGUGACUUCUUUUUAAAAACAAUACCUGUUGGAUUUUCUGCAUAUUUUAACUUUUUGUAGUUUUGAAUUCUAUAUAUUGUUGGAAAGAUACUAUGUAAUAAUGAUGGGCCAGGCCUACAGUAAUUGGAGACUUUUAAUGUAUGUAAUAUUUCAUAGAUUGUAUGCUAUUAAUAGUCUGAGGGUAGUAUUUCUUGUUUUAUCAUAACUUCCCCCCAUUUUUCUUUUUGUCAACUAUGAGACAAGACAGUUGGCAGUAGGAAUUCCAGAUGAAUGUAGAAAUCUUACAUGCUACAUAAAAUGUGGCAAGGAUGAUCCAAGUCCAAAAUGUGCUGACCAGUGAGCAACUGUGUUAUCAAAAUAGAGAGAACCUCAUGGGAGGGGAUGUUUCCCUCCUGAAAUGUUUCUUUUUGACUUGGUAUUAGCUCCCCUUUUUCUUUCUUUCUUUUUUUUUUUUAAGUGAAGAGUUGUUCCUUUUUUAGAAACAUUUUUUUGGUAUUGUUUGAAAGGCCAUGGGAAUAUGGAUGAAAAUACACUUGUUGUUGACCUUAUGGCUAAGGCAAUAAAUCUGAAACAAAAAUAGUGUUAAUGUGUCAAAAUCGAGACCUGAGAGAUUCAGUCUGCUGUGUUUGAAAAAAAUAUGAAUCUUGUAAGAUGUCUUCUCAGUAUUUCCCAUCUUUUGGCCACUUGCUGUCUCCCUCAGGGGCACCUCAGGGCUGGCAAGGGCCUGUGUUUCGCUGGUUCCCGAGUCACCAGUGAGACAUCUGACCCUCCCCUCCCUUCCCCCCUCACUUCUGCUUAUUACCCAGCUAGAGACUGUUUUGUGCAUCUUUACAGUGAUGUUGGUAACGGAGUUGUGCUCCUUAGCAGUCUAUGUUAAGAUGAUUACUUAAGAUUUUUCUGUUUGAGAGGCAUCAAAAUGAUGGUAGUUUGCUGUUUAUUUUAUCCUUUUGUGUUCAUUUUCUUUUAGCAGGUGACCUUUCUUCAUUAGGAACUGUUCUUUUCAAAGAGCCACCUUGCUCUUUGAAAAGGAGUUGAUGGAGGAAUUGGCAGGUGACUGCCAAGUAUUUGAAAAGAAUGUGCAUCUGAAUCACUUCAGAACUUCUUUGGCCAGGAACUCCUGAUUGGUGUUAAGGUGAUCAUUUCCCUCACAUGCUUUUACUUAGAAUCAUAGGAUUGUAGAGCUAGAGUUUAUUUAGUCUCAUUUUACUGAUGAGGUUAGAUGUUUCAUUCAGUUCAGGUAACAGCUAGUUAGUAACAGUAAAGUUCCUGACUCAGUGCUGCUCCGGUAUUCUCUACAACUGUCUUAAUUGAAUGUGCUGUAUGUUUCUUUAAAAAUUAGGAGUUCUGCUUGAUGUCUGCUUUCAAGUACCUCAGGAAGAUACUUGAAAAGAUGUGCUAUGUUUCUAUAAACAUCAUCAAGUAUUCAAACUUGUUUAAAUGCGUGUACUAAGUACAACCCUAAUUAGCGAAAAAGCUUCAUUUUAAUCCUUCUAAAACUAUGCUUAAUACAAAUGGUCUUUUCCAUUAGGUGUAUGCAGCAAAAAUGUUUCAGCACUGGCAGGAGCACAGCUAACAGCCUUAUUUGAGAGAGCCUUAUAAAACAGUUCUUUAUUUUCAACAGAGGCACUGAGCUCAUUACCUUAAGUUUACUGUAUGCUCAUCUUCAGUCCCAUUUCUUAUUGAAAAUCACAUAAUUCUUUAAAAAAAAAAAAGACAAAUGAAAUGACAGGGCCUAGCUGUGUGUAUAAUUGAUCCUUGCUAAAUAUCUUGAGAUUUUUUUGUAAAAAAAAAAAAACCCCCAAAACAAAAAGCUUAUCUUCACAUUAAAAUGGAACCAUCUUUUGCAACUUCAGAAUUCUAUGAAAAGCGGUUUUUUCAUAUUUUGUGUCCAUGCAUCUUUUUUCUUAACAACAAAGUGGUUUACAAAAAAGAACGUAAACAAUUUGUGACCUGGCCAGUUGUACUUUUAGCUCCCGGAGGGCAAGGAUUGGUGUUGCGUUUAGGAAAAACCAUGCAGGAAAACCUGAGGGAGCUGUUGCCAGUGAUGUUUCUUGUGUGUGCCAUUAACCACCUCCAUGAGAGGAGGGAGCAUUCACUUUUUAAUUUUGAAAUUGUAUUUGGAAUUGUUGCUGUGUACUAAGAACUUGACCUAAAUAAAACCCACAAAGUAUA